UUUCAUUGCUCUCUCUCCUUCCCGCAGACAACCCGGACCUCCUCUGGGCGCCAGCUCCUCGGCUCCAACCCGUCCAGAAUCAAGCGGGAUUUUUUUUUUCUUUCCCUCUAGAAAUUGGCUUUGGUGUGUCGCCCGCCCUCUCCCCUCCUCCUCGCAACUCCUCCCCUCUUUUUUUUCCUCCUUCUUCUUCUUCCUGAGACAUGGCCCGGGCAGUGGCUCCUGGAAGAGGAACAAGUGUGGGAAAAGGGAGAGGAAAUCGGAGCUAAAUGACAGGAUGCAGGCGACUUGAGACACAAAAAGAAAAGCGCUUCUCGCGAAUUCAGGCAUUGCCUCGCCGCUAGCCUUCCCCGCCAAGACCCGCUGAGGAUUUUCUGGUUCUUAGGCGGACUUAAGAGCGUUUCGGAUUGUUAAGAUUAUCGUUUGCUGGUUUUUCGUCCGCGCAAUCGUGUUCUCCUGCGGCUGCCUGGGGACUGGCUUGGCGAAGGAGGAUGGAGAGGGGGCUGCCGUUGCUGUGCGCCACGCUCGCCCUUGCCCUCGCCCUGGCGGGCGCUUUCCGCAGCGACAAAUGUGGCGGGACCAUAAAAAUCGAAAACCCAGGGUACCUCACAUCUCCCGGUUACCCUCAUUCUUACCAUCCAAGUGAGAAGUGUGAAUGGCUAAUCCAAGCUCCGGAACCCUACCAGAGAAUCAUGAUCAACUUCAACCCACAUUUCGAUUUGGAGGACAGAGACUGCAAGUAUGACUACGUGGAAGUAAUCGAUGGGGAGAAUGAAGGCGGCCGCCUGUGGGGGAAGUUCUGUGGGAAGAUUGCACCUUCUCCUGUGGUGUCUUCAGGGCCCUUUCUCUUCAUCAAAUUUGUCUCUGACUAUGAGACACAUGGGGCAGGGUUUUCCAUCCGCUAUGAAAUCUUCAAGAGAGGGCCCGAAUGUUCUCAGAACUAUACAGCACCUACUGGAGUGAUAAAGUCCCCUGGGUUCCCUGAAAAAUACCCCAACAGCUUGGAGUGCACCUACAUCAUCUUUGCACCAAAGAUGUCUGAGAUAAUCCUGGAGUUUGAAAGUUUUGACCUGGAGCAAGACUCGAAUCCUCCCGGAGGAAUGUUCUGUCGCUAUGACCGGCUGGAGAUCUGGGAUGGAUUCCCUGAAGUUGGCCCUCACAUUGGGCGUUAUUGUGGGCAGAAAACUCCUGGCCGGAUCCGCUCCUCUUCAGGCGUUCUAUCCAUGGUCUUUUACACUGACAGCGCAAUAGCAAAAGAAGGUUUCUCAGCCAACUACAGUGUGCUACAGAGCAGCAUCUCUGAAGAUUUUAAGUGUAUGGAGGCUCUGGGCAUGGAAUCUGGAGAGAUCCAUUCUGAUCAGAUCACUGCAUCUUCACAGUAUGGUACCAACUGGUCUGUAGAGCGCUCCCGCCUGAACUACCCUGAAAAUGGGUGGACUCCAGGAGAAGACUCCUACAAGGAGUGGAUCCAGGUGGACUUGGGCCUCCUGCGAUUCGUUACUGCUGUAGGGACACAGGGUGCCAUUUCCAAGGAAACCAAGAAGAAAUAUUAUGUCAAGACUUACAGAGUAGACAUCAGCUCCAACGGAGAGGACUGGAUCUCCCUGAAAGAGGGAAAUAAAGCCAUUAUCUUUCAGGGAAACACCAACCCCACAGAUGUUGUCUUAGGAGUUUUCUCCAAACCACUGAUAACUCGAUUUGUCCGAAUCAAACCUGUAUCCUGGGAAACUGGUAUAUCUAUGAGAUUUGAAGUUUAUGGCUGCAAGAUAACAGAUUAUCCUUGCUCUGGAAUGUUGGGCAUGGUGUCUGGACUUAUUUCAGACUCCCAGAUUACAGCAUCCAAUCAAGCCGACAGGAAUUGGAUGCCAGAAAACAUCCGUCUGGUGACCAGUCGUACCGGCUGGGCACUGCCACCCUCACCCCACCCAUACACCAAUGAAUGGCUCCAAGUGGACCUGGGAGAUGAGAAGAUAGUAAGAGGUGUCAUCAUUCAGGGUGGGAAGCACCGAGAAAACAAGGUGUUCAUGAGGAAGUUCAAGAUCGCCUAUAGUAACAAUGGCUCUGACUGGAAAACUAUCAUGGAUGACAGCAAGCGCAAGGCUAAGUCGUUCGAAGGCAACAACAACUAUGACACACCUGAGCUUCGGACGUUUUCACCUCUCUCCACAAGGUUCAUCAGGAUCUACCCUGAGAGAGCCACACACAGUGGGCUUGGGCUGAGGAUGGAGCUACUGGGCUGUGAAGUGGAAGCACCUACAGCUGGACCAACCACACCCAAUGGGAACCCAGUGGAUGAGUGUGACGACGACCAGGCCAACUGCCACAGUGGCACAGGUGAUGACUUCCAGCUCACAGGAGGCACCACUGUCCUGGCCACAGAGAAGCCAACCAUUAUAGACAGCACCAUCCAAUCAGAGUUCCCGACAUACGGUUUUAACUGCGAGUUUGGCUGGGGCUCUCACAAGACAUUCUGCCACUGGGAGCAUGACAGCCAUGCACAGCUCAGGUGGAGUGUGCUGACCAGCAAGACAGGGCCGAUUCAGGACCAUACAGGAGAUGGCAACUUCAUCUAUUCCCAAGCUGAUGAAAAUCAGAAAGGCAAAGUAGCCCGCCUGGUGAGCCCUGUGGUCUAUUCCCAGAGCUCUGCCCACUGUAUGACCUUCUGGUAUCACAUGUCCGGCUCUCAUGUGGGUACACUGAGGGUCAAACUACGCUACCAGAAGCCAGAGGAAUAUGAUCAACUGGUCUGGAUGGUGGUUGGGCACCAAGGAGACCACUGGAAAGAAGGACGUGUCUUGCUGCACAAAUCUCUGAAACUAUAUCAGGUUAUUUUUGAAGGUGAAAUCGGAAAAGGAAACCUUGGUGGAAUUGCUGUGGAUGAUAUCAGUAUUAACAACCAUAUUUCUCAGGAAGACUGUGCAAAACCAACAGACCUAGAUAAAAAGAACACAGAAAUUAAAAUUGAUGAAACAGGGAGCACUCCAGGAUAUGAAGGAGAAGGGGAAGGUGACAAGAACAUCUCCAGGAAGCCAGGCAAUGUGCUUAAGACCCUGGAUCCCAUCCUGAUCACCAUCAUAGCCAUGAGUGCCCUGGGAGUACUCCUGGGUGCAGUCUGUGGAGUUGUGCUGUACUGUGCCUGUUGGCACAAUGGGAUGUCAGAAAGGAACCUAUCUGCCCUGGAGAACUAUAACUUUGAACUUGUGGAUGGUGUAAAGUUGAAAAAAGAUAAACUGAACCCACAGAGUAAUUACUCAGAGGCGUGAAGGCACGGAGCUGGAGGGAACAAGGGAGGAGCACGGCAGGAGAACAGGUGGAGGCAUGGGGACUCUGUUACUCUGCUUUCACUGUAAGCUGGGAAGGGCGGGGACUCUGUUACUCCGCUUUCACUGUAAGCUCGGAAGGGCAUCCACGAUGCCAUGCCAGGCUUUUCUCAGGAGCUUCAAUGAGCGUCACCUACAGACACAAGCAGGUGACUGCGGUAACAACAGGAAUCAUGUACAAGCCUGCUUUCUUCUCUUGGUUUCAUUUGGGUAAUCAGAAGCCAUUUGAGACCAAGUGUGACUGACUUCAUGGUUCAUCCUACUAGCCCCCUUUUUUCCUCUCUUUCUCCUUACCCUGUGGUGGAUUCUUCUCGGAAACUGCAAAAUCCAAGAUGCUGGCACUAGGCGUUAUUCAGUGGGCCCUUUUGAUGGACAUGUGACCUGUAGCCCAGUGCCCAGAGCAUAUUAUCAUAACCACAUUUCAGGGGACACCAACGUCCAUCCACCUUUGCAUCGCUACCUGCAGCGAGCACAGGAAAAAGAAACGAAAAGAAAAGAAAAAAGAAAAAAGAAAAGAAAAGAAAAGAAAAGAAAAGAAAAGAAAAGAAAAGAAAAGGAAAGGAUAAAGAAAAAGAAUUAGACUAUUUUGUUUGCAAAGUACUGUGGCCUCAGUACCCAUAUAGCUGUCAGCUCUGUUUACCAAGCAAUACCGACAGAUUUUCUUGAUGUUUUCCAGUGUUGUACUGAAUCUCGUGUUUGUGACCUCCAUUCAGAAUACCAUACCCUGCAGCCACCAAACUGCUAGCACCCGGGUGUCCCGCUGAUGACCACCACAAAAGUCUUCGGCACUGGCUAGUCUUCGUCCUCUCAAGUGCCUUUUUGUUUGUACUGGUCCCUUGUGUCCCGUGGAUGACCCACUCUGUUUCUGGUGAAAACCCUUCUCUUCAAUCAGACCUGGUGGCCCACUGACUAAGAAGAAAGUAUAUUUUAGUGUGCUAUGCCAACCCCGGGAAGGCAAGGGCUCUGAAGACCUGGCAAUGUGGCUUAAUCAAUCUGCUUUUUUCUGAAGUUCAAUGUCAAUGUCUCUUGACCCUUUGUAUAAAGCUGCAAUGUUCUCUCUCGUUGUUCUUACCUAUAGGAUGUAUUUUCAGAUAUAAACUCUUGGUUCUUUCCUUCCUUCCUCUCUUUUUUUCCUCUGGAAAUCGAAGCAUUUGCCACUGUCCAGGAUGAACCUUGCAGCUUUAACCUGCUGGCAAUGGCGAACAAUUUUACUAGACUUUAUGUUUUAAGAUAAUUAAGUAAGGGGAACUCCUAACUUUGUCCUCCAGAGUCUAACUUUGGGUUUCUUGUUAACUGGUUAAAGUGACAGUAUCUUUUUUCCUUAAGCCAUGUGUUCAUACUUUCUGAUUAGAUUGCGGUUUGAUAUGAAUGUUUGCAUCUAAAAUCAUAAGUUGAAAGAAAAAGAAUACCAACUGACUUUCAGACGAGACCCACAGGAAGCAACAAGAAUAAAAUCCCCAAGUCUAAAAGGACGUGGAAACUUUACAUCCAAAUAUGCAAAAUGAGCCCUGAAAACCUUCUUGUUUUGUUACUGGGUCAGAGGAGAAUAGUGAAAAGAAUAGCUCACUUAAGGAAUAAACAAUAAUCCUGAUGCCUGAGGCAAAACUAGUUUAAGACCAAUCAGAAGGGGUAUAUAAAAUCAAAACAAAUGUUUAGAACAAUCCAUUCAGCAGAAACCCUGAAAAGAUAAAUUUUAAUGAAUGCUUCUAGAAACUUCCAAUGACUCAUAAAGAAAAAAAAAAAAAAAGCCUACCUUAGGACUGGCAAGACGUCCACCUCAACAGCACAAAGAGGUAAAUAUUUUAACCCAAAGCAGCUUCCGGCUGGUAGAUUUUUGUCUUGAUGGGCUGUCCAUAAGAACUCCCAGUUCUUUCCCUUCCUUGUGUGGCUGUAGGUCUCUCUCAGUUAUGUUUCUUAGAGAUCACAUCUGCUUCCUGGACAAAUGUUUUUUGUUCACCCUGGUUUAAUGGGAUUGAGAAUGUCUUUUUUCCAGGAAAGUAUUGAUCACUAAAAUAAAGAAUAUGUUUUUAUUCCCAGAGGCAUCAAUUCACUUGUUAUAAUCAUACUGGGGGGAAAGCAUUAAGUAAGACUUUGUUUGUAAGACAACAAACUUGACCAGUGUCCUCAGCCAAGGAAAAAUGAUACUGCAACUUUAAAUUUUAAAGUACCUUGCACUGAUAAAUAUAUUUAAAAGUUAUAUGUUUAUAAAGUUAUUAAUUUGUAAAGGCAGUGUUACAAAAUGUUCAGUUUAUAUUGUUUUAGAUUGUUUCGUAAUUUUUAAAGGUGUAAAAUAACAUAUUUUUUCUUUAUUGAAAUCUAUAAGACUUUCCGUAGUAAGAUGUCUCAUUUUCUGGUAUAUUAUUGCUUCAUGUUUUGUACCCUCAUAAAAUUUUGUGCAAAUUUUUUUUACAGAAAUUUUUAUUUUCUAUGAUGAUAUGUAUGACACUUGUAAAUUGUUUCAAAAUGAACAGCGAAGCCUUAACUUGAAAUGACAUUUGUAUUCUCUGAGUAGCAUAAAAACCACCUAGAAUGAACUGUAACUUAAUCUCGAAACUACACAUUCCAAAGAAGCAGUUGAAUUAAACGUUUUCAUAAAAAUCCCAAA
Molecule: messenger RNA, 5922 nt
Organism: Mus musculus (house mouse)
Lineage: Eukaryota; Metazoa; Chordata; Mammalia; Rodentia; Muridae
Gene: Nrp1
Product: neuropilin 1
Exons: 17
Coding region: 489-3260 (923 amino acids)
Biological process (GO): ventral trunk neural crest cell migration; vestibulocochlear nerve structural organization; symbiont entry into host cell
Cellular component (GO): cytosol; membrane; neuron projection
Molecular function (GO): vascular endothelial growth factor binding; growth factor binding; vascular endothelial growth factor receptor activity
Source: RefSeq, marked validated